Molecule: messenger RNA, 1345 nt
Organism: Lactuca virosa
Lineage: Eukaryota; Viridiplantae; Streptophyta; Magnoliopsida; Asterales; Asteraceae
Source: the annotation of a GenBank genome assembly
AUGAAGUUUCUAUUCUUGUAUAUGAAUACCACCUUUUGGAGGCGUUGCCAGCUGGGGAUCUGGUUUUCUUCUCCUAAUAUCCCGAUUCCUCUCAAGGUCAAGGGUUCUUUCAAAAUCUGCAAUUUGAUGGAGAUGAAGGAGAUGGAAAUCACCACCGAUGAUGAAAAGACGACAUCCUUAAAAGCGAGUAUUCUCUCCAAAUAUGACGAAGUCUUUCACGCUCAUACUUCAGAUAUAAAAAAGGUGAAUGAGAAGAUAACGGUUAACUGUGAGAAGUUUCUUCAAUACUAUGAAGAUAGCUGUUCGCAAAUGGAAGCCUCAAUUAAAUCUCUGCAACAACAAGAACAUGAAAUAACAAAAAAAGAACUCAAGAUUCAAAAGGCAAAAUCAAAACAAGAACUCAAGAAGAGAGUGCGAGAAAGAUUGUCAUCCUGCAAACAACUGUUGAACGAAAGCUGCACUUCUAAGAGACUAUUGGAGGGUGUAACGGAUGAACUGGUGAUCCUUCGAAAGAGAAGAGCUGAACUGGAAUCCCAACUGAAAGCUGAAAACUAUGAGAGUCUAGAAAGUGAGAUUACACAACUUGAAACUGCAUUACAGGCUAUACAAGAUGAUGACUGUAUAGACCUUCAAGAACAGAUGAAGAUUUUACAGACCAAAUUGAUACAGAAGAAUGAACAAAUUGAAGAAAAGAAACACCAGGAAAACUUUUUUCGUUCAGCUAUAGAGGCAAAAAAUGAGGAAUUGCAAGAAGCUCGUUGGGAACUUAUUGAUGGUUUGAAGACGUACCCAAUCGGUGGUGUCAUAGGAACGAAGAGAAUGGGGUUGGUGGAUUCAAACCCGUUCUUUGUUGGAUGCACUUCCAGUGAAAAGAAGAAGGAGAGUGCAACGAAGUUCGCAUCACUGUGCAAGCAUCUGAUUGAAGAUCCAAAUUGGCAUCCGUUUACAAGGAAGAGCGAUGGAUCUGAGAUUAUCAAUGAAGAAGAUGGGAAGAUGGUUAUUUUGAAGUCGGAAUGCAGUGAUGAACAGUAUCGUGCUGUUGUAACAGCGUUGGUAGAGAGGAAUCGGUAUCACAAGAAUGGGAGGAAUUUGAUGGAAGAGGUAUGGAAUUACAGGGAGAAUAGGGAAGCCACUUUGAUAGAAGGCAUUGAUCACAUUCUUAAAGAAUGGAAGAUUCAAAAGCAGCGGAAAAGGUAGGUAGUGAAGCUUAAUCUGCAUGUUCUUAAUCCUUUACUUGGUUUUCUUAGAUUUGGCUAAAAUAUUAAUUAAAGCGACUGUCUUAUGGAUAUGAUUAUAUAUUAGUAAAUGUUAUGGAUGAAUUGGAGACCUUUAGAUUUGGCUGAAA